This is a messenger RNA of Linum tenue, 276 nucleotides long. The record is from the annotation of a GenBank genome assembly. NCBI's taxonomy places the organism in Eukaryota, Viridiplantae, Streptophyta, Magnoliopsida, Malpighiales, Linaceae.
AUGUCGGAGGAGCAUGUCCGACUCAAUUUGUCCCUGAUUUACAACCACAUGGUCUCCGAUGCCAAGAUGGCGGAGCUCUUCAUGGGUUGCCCUUUCAAAACAGGGGAGUACGAGGAAUGUCCCAGGUCGAUUGAGUGGGCGCCGCACAACCCGCCCCACACUUGGCUCGGGUCGCCGGAGAUCGACGGGAGGCAAGACAUGGGAGCCUUCUACGCGGCGGCGAGAGAUCUGAUCUUCUACGCCCACCACUCAAUAGUCGACCCACAAGGAUUUUGA